AGAGGGCUGGCAUUGAGUGGCGGACAGAAGGCUAGGCUGAGUCUGGCCCGGGCUCUGUACCACUCGGCAGACAUCUACCUCUUGGACGACCCCUUGAGUGCUGUCGACACACGUGUGGCCAAACAUCUCUUCCAGAAAUGUUGUGUUGAGUACUUGAAGGAAAAGGCGACGAUUUUAGUGACGCAUAGCAUUCAGUUUCUCAAAGACGCGCAUCAAAUACUUGUGCUCAACGACGGCGAGUGUGUGGCCAUCGGGUCCUACAGUCAGCUCAAAGAGCGCGGCAUUGACCUCAUGGCAUAUCAGAGACAAACCGAUGGACCAAAUGAUAGGAGAGCUGUGAAAAGGAAAACAUCUGUCACACCAUCGAUAGUCUCAUGUCUUAGUGAGGGAUCGGAAGUGACGGACGGUUGGGAACCGAUAGAAGCGGACGAACAGGAAGUGAAGGCCGAACUUAAAAUGAUUGGAUCCGUUGAGUCCAGUGUUUACAUGGAUUACAUUAAGGCUGGCGCCGGACCUCUGCUCAUAACUCUAACCGCUUUGUUUACAAUAUCAUCACAAGUUCUGACUCAAGGAAGCGAUUAUUGGUUGAGCUUAUGGACCAAUCAAAUUAGUGAAAUCCCCGAAGAAGUGGAUCAGAUAUUCAAUAUAUUAAUCUAUACGAGUAUAACCUGUGGUCUGUUUGUGUCGGCCCUGUUGUCCACCACUUGUUUCUACAUAAUGUGUAUGAGAUCUUCGGUUAAUCUCUAUAACAGAAUAUUCUGUGCGUUAUUGCGAUCACCGAUACAUGUGUUCGAGAGCUCACCCAUUGCCCGGAGUCCGGUGUACUCUCACGUGAACACAACGCUGUGUGGGCUGACAUCGAUCCGUGCGUUUGGCGCACAGCAUAUGUUUGAGCGUCAGUUUGAAGUCCACCAAAACGACAACACCUCUACUUUUUUCUUAUUCAUCUGCACUUCACGAGCACUCGGAGUACUAAUGGACACCAUUUGCAUAUUAUAUCUCAUUGCUGUUAUCGCUUAUAUUAUGACCAAUACUAACACAUUAUCGCUAACGGGUCUGAUUCAAUAUGCUAUCAAAUGCUCGGCCGAUACGGAGUCCUAUAUGACUUCCGUCGAGCGACUGCUCGAAUACACGGCUAUUAAACCCGAGGCAGAGCUCGAGUCCACUCCCGAUCGGAAACCGCCCAAAAAUUGGCCACAAAUGGGAGAAAUAGUGUUCAAAGAUAUGAGUCUUCAAUACAACGAAUCGCCGCAUAAAGUGCUCAAAGAUAUCAAC
Molecule: messenger RNA, 1275 nt
Organism: Medioppia subpectinata
Lineage: Eukaryota; Metazoa; Arthropoda; Arachnida; Sarcoptiformes; Oppiidae
Source: the annotation of a GenBank genome assembly